UUUAAUAAAGCUAAUUCAAUAUUUCCUGUCUCUGAAGCUGACUUUAUUCUUCAUGAGUGGCUUAUUUCAUAUUGUAAUAGUAUGGUUAAACCUCCUAUUAGAAAGAGUAAUAAUACUAUAAAUAAUGUUAAUGCUAAAAGUAUUCUUGAUCAAAGUGAUACAGAUAAGACUGAUAAUUCACAAGAUUCUUUGAAUAUUAAUCAAGAAAAAAAUAAAAAAACUGUCCAACCUUCUAUUAGAAGACAUAAUGAUAAUACAAAUAAUGUAAAUAAUGUCAAAAAUACUCUUGAUCAAAGUGACAUGGAUGAGGCUGAUAAUGCGCAAGACUCUUUGGAUAUUAAUCAAGUAAAGAAAAAGAAAGUUACUGAAGUAAAGGCAAAGGAGUGCGCACUACCACCAAAAAAGAAUGUCAAAUGGCAUAAUGGUAACACAAAUAGUAUUAAUAUUGAAAGUGAUUAUGAUCGAAGUGACACAGAUGAAACCAAUAAUGCAGAUUCUUUUAGUAAUAACAAUAAUAUAAACUUUGAACAAGAUAAUAUAUAUAAAGCUGCACAUAAUUCUAAUACUUUAACCACCAUAAUUGACAUUGAUAAUAAUUCCAGUCAAGAUGAAUUAUUAAUACUUAUGAAAAAUAGAUCGAAAAAGAAUAUUCAAUGUCCUACAUGGAAAGAGAAAAAGGAAGCAGAAGGCAAAAGAACCUUUCUUCGCAUAAAGCAAGAGUUACAAGGAGAACCAAGAAAA
This is a messenger RNA of Dentiscutata heterogama, 741 nucleotides long. NCBI's taxonomy places the organism in Eukaryota, Fungi, Glomeromycota, Glomeromycetes, Diversisporales, Gigasporaceae. The record is from the annotation of a GenBank genome assembly.